Messenger RNA from Clonostachys solani, 5646 nucleotides. Lineage: Eukaryota; Fungi; Ascomycota; Sordariomycetes; Hypocreales; Bionectriaceae. The record is from the annotation of a GenBank genome assembly.
AUGGUCAAUGGCCUCCCUCUCGCUGCUGUGACAUGGCCAUUUAUCUCAUACAAGGGUCUGCGGCUCUCGUAUGCUUCAGCUUCUCAAUGCGCCGGGCCACCUCGAACGUAUUCUGUUUUACAGUUUGACCGGUUUUGCUACAUCCUCAUGGAUAUCCUGCAGAUGCUGCACCCUUCGCGGAAAAGGGGUAGGCUGUUUUCUGCCUCAUCCUAUUUCAACAUUGGGCCUGCUUUGACGGCUACUAGAGCCGGUUGUCUUCAACUCACUCUCACGAGCCCACGGGCUGCAAUCGUUACUAUGCCUAAGAAAGACCGCGUUCUGGUCCCAAAUGAGGAGAUCCGCCGGUUGCUGGACAGUAUGGAUAACCGACGGGUGGCCAACCGGACCCAGCCAGUAGAACGACCGUCGAGGCUGGCAGCGCCAAGGCCUCCUCCUCCUCUCGAAGAAGGCGGUCAUCAACGAAAAGAGCCUAUUAGGGUUUUUCACGGAGAGGUAAUCUGCGUAUCGGAAAACACAGAUCGACAGGGUGCUCAGGGACCAGCACUGCGAGAACAAAAGACCGUCAACGUUCCCUCGGAAGAGCUACGUCGAACACUGAAAGAAAUAGUCCGCCAGCGAGCGGAACGCCGCCUUGCCGUGCCUCGCCAACGAACUGAUAAGAAGAAGAAGGUCUCAGAGGACGACCUCCGUCGUACCUUGGAGAGCCUGGAACGCCAGCAUAGAGAAGAACGGAUGCAGUCCUCUUCACGAAGAACACGUUCUCGGACCGCCCCAGUAUCACGCCCAAAGUUACUUAACGACACAUUGACUUCCGGCCAGACAUCCUCCCGCAGACAGCAUCCACCGGUUGCACGAGUGCGGCAGCCAACCACAGCGGACCAGGUGAAAAGUCCUCCUCAAACGCCUUCCCGGAAGCGUCCGAGAGAAGAGGACGGCCUUUUGACCCCACCACCGUCGCGGGCGGACCGCCACUCCAAGAGGCCACGUCUGACGGGUAGCGUCGGGGAGCACCAACGAAUGUCGAUCGCUACUAUAUUGCAGUGCUAUCAGUCUUCAUUUCUCGACAAGCAGGAGGCGUCGGAAACAAGAUCUUGGUGCAGGGAAGUCCCGCUUGCUGUGCAAGUAGAGGCGGCUAGGUCAUUCUACCAAGCAUUCACGAAUGAAAAGACAUUGCCAAUCUCUCAUUGCAUGUUCUGCUACAGGAAGCAGCCAACGGGGAAUCUCGCAACUAUUCAGUGGAAAAGACUAUUAACGCCGUCCUUAAUACGGGCGACGAAGGUUCUUCAGCUUUGUGAGGAAUGCCUGCCACAGCACGAAGAUGCUGUAGCGGACGUGUGCCGUGACUGUCGCACUGUUUUGCAGAACGGAAGACUCCCCAAGUCCUGCUCAGUCAACAACAUGCACAUUGGGUGCGAGCACAGAUAUCCAAAAGAGCUCGAUGACCUCUCUCCCGUCGAGGAAAGACUUAUCGCCCUCCAGGCUCCGUUCGGCUACAUAACUAAGUUCACCGUCAACAGCAAGACGCUUUCCGGCCUACACUACAGGAAACAUGUGAAAGGACAUAUCGUCGUGUUUCCGAACAACGUCGACGAUCUCGUCGCAACAGUGCUUCCCCAUCCCCUACUGGAGGCGAUCGAGAAUAUCCACAUCUCCUGGAACGGGUCGAGCAAGCCUAACCCUGCAGACGUCGGUCAUCUUCUUCAAGUUCGCAAGACGGUUGUAAGGAAUGCUCUGGUUUGGCUUCAGAGAAACAACCCUCUCUACGAGCAAAUUGCUAUUAACAGCGACGAGAUAGACAGUUGGCAUUACGAGAGUGGCUCUAACGUCCCAGCUGUUAUACUUGGGAUGAUGAGACAUGAGGAGCCGUCGAUUGCUGAGAAAACGCAAACAGACCACAUUGUCCCACCCACGGACAGAGGACUACCGGACAAUCAGCCCACGACCAUUGAGGAGAUCCUCAACUCCGCGCAACUUUGUGCCGAUGGAGAGCACCACGACUCAGACAUGUUCCCCAGAGAGCCCGUUACCAGCUGUUCCGAUCGCCUCGGCAAUGUCAUCUAUGAGGCAUCAUCCUCAGGCAUGUUCCCCCUCGACGAGCCUGCCACAUUCUCGGAGUCGGAUAAGCUGUCCUUUAUUGCAAAUGCUAUGCAGAUAAACAGUCGGGAAUCCGACGGGGGUGGCCAUUCGGGUGGGAUGAAUAUAGGCACCGCGGGAGAACAGCCAUUCAUACGUGUGGACCGGGGCUCUGAUUUCGCCGACAACCUGCACGAGGACUUCUUUCCCAGGACCUUCCCUAGGCUUUUCCCAUGGGGAAGAGGAGGACCUAAAGCAACACGCAGCACGGGACAUCGUCAGCAAAAUACAUCAGAGAACAUCGGAAAUCCUACCCCAAACCACUCGCUCACAUACUGGGCUAAGUAUGUACUCCAGCGACACGGUGGUCGGUUUGCUACGCAUCCGGUGUUCAGUUUUCUUGUCUUUAACAUUCUUCUCCGAUCAUCCAACCGCCGCAUAAGCAUGGUCCGCAUGGCGAAGGGCUCUUUCAAUCGAGCCGAGCAGGUCUGUCAAACACUGACAGCAGAACAGCUGAGACUGGCCGAGGUCGAGAUGCGCCGGGACAAGGUGACGACAGAUAAAGAUGUAUCGUUUCUACUGCGCGAGCUAUCCAUCUUUGGUUAUGCCCAGCCUCUAUCGAAUGAGACUCGCCUGCUGAUGCGGAGAAAAAUACAGUCACUUAUUAUCUGGACCGGCACCCCUGCGAUUUGGUUCACAAUCAACCCAAACGACAUUAAUAACCCCGUCAAGAUGAGACUCUCAGUACACAGGCUGCAUGAUCAUGAUGUGGCGAAAGAGCUCCUAGCAGAAGCUCGAGGGCGGUUCGACAAGAUCGCUCUCAGCACCCUGGAUCCGGUCAGCUCCGUCAUCUUCUUCCAUCGCGAGAUUUUCCUAUUCUUCGAACACUACGCCAAAGCCGGCAAGGAGUCGGUUUUUGGGAAGGUCAGUCACUAUUAUGCUACAGUGGAAACCAACGAUCGAGGUAGUCUACACUUGCAUGGGCUGUUCUGGCUCCACGGAAAUCUAGAGCUACCAUCGCUUUGUGGCAAUAUGGCCGAUCCCCAAGAGGACGGGUACCGAUCUCAUGUGAUUCGUUACAUCGACUCCGUCUUCCACGAGUGCCUAGACGAAAAGGCUGGGAGGACGAUGCGGAAGGAAAGAAAGCCAAUCGACCCUGUCGAGGACAUAAUGAUAAGCACCGAGGCUCUUACUGCGGCCUUUGAGGACGAAGCCAAUUACAUUGCGUACUGCAGCCAGAUACACUCCCACACAUUUACUUGCAUCAAGUAUUCUCUGAAGGGCCUAUCUAGCCAGGACACAGAUGCUCACAAGCGUACAGCAUGCCGAUUCAAAGCCCCCUGGAAGAUCGUCGAGGAGACGGGCUUCGUGGACGACGGCCUGCUCAGGAUCCGACGCAACCACGCCUUGGUUAACCGACAUAACAAGGCAAUGGCGGUCGGACUCCGCCACAACCAUGACAUCUCGUUAAUCUUGACAAGAACCAAGGGGCUCGCCAUGAUCUUUUACAUCACAAAUUAUGCCACUAAGCUAGAUACACCGAUGUGGAAACGCAUUGCCAUUACAGGCGAAGUUCUGGGACAGCUACACCAGUCGGCGGAAGGCCCGUAUCAAACGCCAAGUUCUGGCCCUGGUAUCCAACGCCCGACCGUUCUCAACCAGACCCGCCAGUUCCUUAUGAGGGCGGCAAACCGAAUAUUCUCGGAGAGGCAGCUCUCGUCAGUGGAGGUCUGUUAUCACCUGCUCGGCUACCACACGGACUUUACCAACGUGCCCCAGUGGUCUUUCAUAAACCUGUCCGCCCUGUACUGGUCCAUAUUUAGACGAUGGCGGCAUCUACGUAGCCUGUCUAGAGAGCACGCCGACGUAGACGACCCACCUGAGACCAUCGGCCUCAGAGACAGCGGCAGGACAUUACUGUACUUGGAUGCCUACGCCCGCCGGGGUCCGAUACUGAGAGGUCUAUGCCUAUAUGAUUAUAUGUCUAUGGUUAGCCUCGAGCGUUGCCGCGGCCGAGAAGAGGAUGAAGCUCACAUCUCUCUCGACGGCCUCUUUCCGGAAUCAGAUGGUUGGUUACAGAAGCUCCGGAGACCUCCUGAAUAUACGGUACCCAUCUUCCAAGGAUACAUCAGCGAUCAUCACAACGACGAGCACCCGGUCUACUUCAAGCGUAACUCUAUUCUCCACCUGGCUCUAUUCGUGCCGUGGGAAGACUUCCUUGCCAAGGCUGAUGGAGACAUUACGGACAUUUGGACAAACCACGCUGCCGCACUCCCACCGCGUUUGCGAUCUCACGUCUCCAAUAUCUCUCUUCUGAGGAAAUCGGCGGAAGAUGCGCGCAAGGACGCAAAGCUCUGGGCAAGCCGGUCCGAAGGUGAUGACACAGUCGACAUGGAGUUCCCACUUGACGAGGGCAACCGUCCUGAAGAGUCUGCAACAACAGCUGAGCAUAGACAGAGUUACAUCGCGCUCCUCCACAUCCUACAAAAUGCCAUAGCAGACUCAGCAGCGACGAGACACUCGCCAGUGCUACACGCCUUGCUCCGGGACCUGCGUUAUGAAAACCCAGCAGAAGAGCAGUGGCCGUUUGUGCAGCGUCCCCGGGAUUUCUAUGACCAGAUUUACCGUUCACAGAAGAGCUCACUAUGCCAGUAUCCGGCUCUCUCUCACGAAGACGUGCAGGCCGCGGUAAAGGCCCAAGGUAUGCUGCAUCUCCGCAUGCUAGAUGAGAUCGAGAGUGGUCCUCAAGCGGCGGCAGGCACGAUGGGAAGCGAGGACUUGGAUGACAUACUUAUUCGCCCCUGUGACGCAGGCAUCCCCAUUCCACCCCGGCGUCUAGAGUUGGCCAGCCAUGACCAUCAGAUGGCGGUCGAAAUCGAUCAUACAACGGGGUUUGUGGAAGUGGGACGCGCUGCCGCAUUGUCCCUUACCCUCAACUCCCUCCAGACAAUGGCUCUUCAACUUGUGUGCAAAUUCUUAGAUCGAUACGUUGCUGACCCCGACUCUGCCGGCCAGCAUCUUCAGUACACCGGAGGUCCGGGAGGGAGGGGCAAGUCCAGAGUUAUCGACGCCCUAAAAUGGGUGUUCGAGGCAAGGGGCCAAUCACAUCUUCUUCAGAUCACCGGCACGUCGGGAAGCGCGGCGGCCCAGAUCGGCGGCACAACACUGCAUUCCGCUUGUGGGCUGGACACUCAUCGCUCCUCCCAAGCACAACUCCCGAUUUUCUCCGAAGCGAAGAAAUGGACGUGGAAGCAGAAGUUAGUUCUCGUGACCGAUGAAGUGAGCAUGCUUGGAGGCGCCACUUUGUACGAGGUCAGCCGCAAUCUCCAGUCACUCCGAGACUGUGCCGAUAAGCCGUUUGGAGGGAUUCCAGUAAUUCUCCUGAUGGGGGACUUCUACCAGUUCGCUCCAGUUCGUGAGACGAGUCUCCUAGUCAAUAAAACGAUAGACCCUUCUACUGCGCCAUUAGGACAAGGAACCAUCUCGCACCAUCGUGGCUUCGGCUUGUGGCAGAUGUUCAAACAGUGGUCCUUCUCGAAGAACAGGUUCGUUCACGAGAUGAUCCUCACCUAG